GGAACAUGGGAAGUGCAUAUAAAGCCAGUUGUGGGAGGCUCAACACGACAACAACAACGACAAGUCAACCAGCCUAUUCCCAAACCCUCCACACUUAAAGACAAACAACACGAUGGCAGAUGCUUCCUUCAAGGCAGAGUUCCUGCAGACCCACAACGAGUUGCGGGCCAAGCAUGGCGUGCCUGCUCUGACCAUGAGUGAUGACCUGUGCGCGUCCGCUCAGGCCUGGGCUGACCACCUGGAGAGCAUCAACAAGAACAGUAGCAUGAUGAGCCUCCAGCACAGCGACACCAAGAAUGGAGAGAACCUCUACUUCUCCUCCAGCUCCGCACCCAUCAAACUGACCGGAAAAGAGGCAGUUGAGAACUGGUACAGCGAGAUCAAGGAUUACAAUUUUAGCAAUCCUGGUUUUGGAUCUAACACAGGACACUUCACCCAAGUUGUGUGGAAGUCUUCGACUGAAGUUGGUGUGGGUAUUGCCAUGGUUGGAAAUGCUGUCUUCGUCGUAGGCCAGUACAGCCCUGCAGGAAACAUAAGCAACGAGGGUUACUUUGAGAAGAAUGUCCUGCCUGCAGCAUAAACCUGCAGGAUCCACUCAUCCUUCCAUUGUGCUCCAAGCCAUAGUGAUCAUGUCCAGUGAAAAAUCAAUCAAUCAAUCAAUCAAUCAAUCAAUCAAUCAUCCAACCAACCAACCAACCAACAGUGUCAGGCGAAGUUUCUAAGUCUAGAUGCCUAAGCUACAAACAGCUUUUAAUAGGGCUGACACACCCAUCUCCACUUUGCGUUAUUGUUCAAUAUGCAUACGUAAUGGUUCUCCAUACAGAGAAUAGCAUUUUUUAAUGUCAGACUACUUAGGUACAAAAUGCAAUCAUAAAGAUGAAGUAUUGUCCUAAAGCGAAUGUAAGAACAUUGAUCAGUAAAUAUGGCUAGAGCAUGUUUUAUUACAAAAUCUGUCUGUUUUAUUUGAACCACAGUGAAUGCAGUGUAGAAUGUAUGUUAUUUUGUAGCCUAUGACAUUUAGAAUUUAUUCCAAGGACAUCUUUAAAGGGGCAUUGAUUGUAUGGUUUUCUCAUUUUCUGUGAAUAAAAGAUUUUAUGAAAAAACACAACAAAACAAAAAAAAAAACAAAGCUCCUUAUGUGUCAGUUAUGCACUUUGUAUGCAUGCUUAUGAUUUCAAUUUAAUAGAAGCCACAUGUGCAGUUCAAUAUGUAAAUGCUGUGUACAGCUACACCUACUGUAUGUGACAGUCUUGAGUCAGACAGGUUUGAUUGAUAACACUGCAAUGAGAACAAAUUAAACAUUACUAGAGACAUCUACACAUCUUUCACUGCACA
Sardina pilchardus (European sardine) is the source of this 1335-nucleotide messenger RNA. Its product is annotated as Golgi-associated plant pathogenesis-related protein 1. The coding region runs from base 113 to 580 and encodes 155 amino acids. The record is from RefSeq and is a predicted model, not a curated record. The transcript has 6 exons. Gene Ontology annotation, cellular component: extracellular region. Lineage: Eukaryota; Metazoa; Chordata; Actinopteri; Clupeiformes; Clupeidae.